Manihot esculenta (cassava) is the source of this 1038-nucleotide messenger RNA. RefSeq names its product single-stranded DNA-binding protein, mitochondrial. The transcript is spliced from 4 exons. Gene Ontology annotation, cellular component: mitochondrial nucleoid. Gene Ontology annotation, molecular function: single-stranded DNA binding. The record is from RefSeq and is a predicted model, not a curated record. Gene Ontology annotation, biological process: mitochondrial DNA replication; positive regulation of helicase activity. The coding region runs from base 110 to 811 and encodes 233 amino acids. NCBI's taxonomy places the organism in Eukaryota, Viridiplantae, Streptophyta, Magnoliopsida, Malpighiales, Euphorbiaceae.
AUGGUGUGAUGAGGUCGCUAGGGUUUUGGGUUUAUGGUUUCUCAAUCUCUGUAGGGUUUAAGGUUUAAGGCCUAAAACGCAGAACCUCUGACUUUCUUUUUGGAAAGAAAUGGCUAAUUCAAUUGCUACUCUCUCGCGAAGGCUCUCUCGUUCCCUUAUCACUAACCCCAAAUUCUCUCAGAUUUCCAUGCUCUUUUGCACCGAUAACCUCUCCUCUCGAGACGACUCCGCCUUGGAAGACUCCGAUCACAACUCGGAUACUGAUUCCGUGCCGAGUUCCAUCUCACAAUCAUCAUUAUCCUCCUCAUCAACCUUAGCAGCUGCUUCCCCCGGGUCGACUGAUGAGCGAAUGAUCUAUCAACGGCCUCUAGAGAAUGGCCUCGAUUUGGGGAUUUACAGGGCAAUAUUGGUGGGGCAGGUGGGGCAGACUCCAUUGCAGAAGAAGUUGAGAAGUGGGAGGAUUGUGACAAUGUUCUCGCUGGGGACAGGUGGGAUUCGCAAUAAUAGGAGGCCAUUACAGAAUGAGGAGCCAAAGGAGUAUGCAAAUCGGUGUAAUGUUCAGUGGCAUCGGAUUUCGGUUUACCCAGAAAGAUUGGGGAGUCUAGUCAUGAAGAAUGUUGGACCGGGUUCAAUUAUUUAUCUGGAGGGGAAUCUGGAGACCAAAGUUUUCACUGAUCCAAUAACCGGUCUUGUUCGGCGCAUAAGAGAGGUUGCCAUUCGUCGAGAUGGUCGGCUUGUGUUUUUGGGAAAAGGUGGUGAUGACCAGCAAGCAGCAAGUGCAAAUGAAUUGAGAAGUGUUGGCUAUUACUAGGAGAAUAACUCGAAACGAUUCGGGUAUAUGUAUUGAAUCUCUAAUUAUGGAGCAAUUUUCGCAUUUGUAAUUAUGUAUUGAUUCUGCUUCAAGCUAGCAGUAACAAAAGAGGCAGGUCUUGCUGCUUGUGAAAAACUUGGCCGAGUCUUUUAUAUGUCUAGUUUUAGCAUUGUCUUUGUCAUUCAACGUUAUUUGUUUAUGGAUGGAAAAUUAACUUUGAUUUGCUA